Drosophila elegans is the source of this 1445-nucleotide messenger RNA. Its product is annotated as piezo-type mechanosensitive ion channel component-like. The transcript has 6 exons. Lineage: Eukaryota; Metazoa; Arthropoda; Insecta; Diptera; Drosophilidae. Bases 33 to 1445 code for a protein of 470 amino acids. Gene Ontology annotation, molecular function: monoatomic cation channel activity; mechanosensitive monoatomic ion channel activity. Gene Ontology annotation, cellular component: plasma membrane. The record is from RefSeq and is a predicted model, not a curated record. Gene Ontology annotation, biological process: regulation of membrane potential; cellular response to mechanical stimulus; detection of mechanical stimulus.
CGGUUUUUUUCUAUUUAAUAAAAUGCCUUCAUAUGCUAUUAUCUGCAUACCAAAUAAGAUGUGGUUACCCAAAACGGAUUCUGGGAAAUGUAUUUACAAAAGGACAUUCAUUGAUAAAUUAUAUAGCAUUUAAAAUUUAUAUGGAAAUUCCGUUUUUAUAUAUUCUUCGAACCAUGUUAGACUGGGUAUGCAUAGACACAACACUAACAGUAAUGGAAUGGAUAAAAAUGGAAGAUAUAUUUCAGUCGGUUUUUAUUGUUCGUUGCUAUAGACAAAUGGAUACUGAUUUCCCAGUUCUACGCGGAGAACCCAAAGCUUUGUAUGCCAAACUUUUGAUUGGUGGUACAAUAAUAUUAGUUCUCAUAGCGCUAAUUUGGAGUCCGUUGUUUCUAUUUGCUCUUGUCGGAACGGUGGGUAAACCCAAUAUACCACGCAAGGCUGACAUCACAGUGAAAAUUAGUCAUUACGAACCCAUAUUCUUAUCCCAAAGCUAUGCUGGCAUAUACCAAUUUUCAGAUGCAGACCUUCAAGACUUAACUAGCCGUAUUAUUUUGGAUAAUUUUGCAUCGGAUCAUAUGAUGGUGUACGACGCUGUUGACAUUACCGCUGUUAAAUUCUAUGCAAACUCCAUAACUCUGUGGAAUAUGUCGCCACCUGAUAAACUACGUUUAUUAGAUGAUUUGAAAAAUGGUAUGUCAAUGGAAAUUCGUUUUACUCUUGCACUGAAGUGUAAUCUGACACCAGAAGUUAUUAUUUAUGAAACGGCUUAUACUCUUGCAAAAAACAAAGUUAAUACUAGGGAAAAGCUAAUAAGAAUUAUGUCUGCAAAAAUAAGCAAUGAACAAGUGGUUAUACCAAACAUUUUGCCAAAAUUUGUUACUGUUCAAAAGCAACAAGCGAAUGCUCAAUUUAUAAAAGACUACGAUGGACAAUUUACCCGUCCAAUUAUAUUGAAAAAGAAAGAAGCUGAUAAUAAGGAAUGGUGGGAAAUGUAUGAUUAUUGCGACGAUAGCUUUUAUUUGGAUAUUUUGUCUGCAUUACCACUCAGUAACUGCGAUAAUGGAGUCGUCCUUUACAUAUUUAAUGAUAAAUCUUUUCCCUCGGCCAUGAGUUUUUUAGAAAAAACGGGGAUUAUUGGACUUUAUACAACAUUUGUGUACGUGGUGUCCAGGGUAAUUCGAUCACUUAUAGCAAACAAUCAUAGGCGGAUAAUGUUUGAAGAUUUACCAUUCGUCGAUCGAGUAUUAAAGUUAUGCAAUGAUAUAUAUUUAGUUCGUGCAACACAGGAAUAUCGUCUUGAAGAGGACUUAUAUGGAAGGCUUAUAUUUCUGUAUCUAUCAUCUGAAACACUUAUAAAAUGGACUCGAUUUAAGGAAGAUAUUUCAGAGGACGCGUCGAGUUCACAGCUAAGUCAAUCUGGAAUAAAUGACAACCAAAAAAAUUAA